Messenger RNA from Mya arenaria, 2394 nucleotides. RefSeq names its product RISC-loading complex subunit tarbp2-like. The record is from RefSeq and is a predicted model, not a curated record. Bases 114 to 1091 code for a protein of 325 amino acids. The transcript has 8 exons. Lineage: Eukaryota; Metazoa; Mollusca; Bivalvia; Myida; Myidae.
GUCUAUCUCAUAUGCAUGCGUCUAUAAUAUUGAUUUACUUCCGUGAAUAAAUUUAGGAGACAAAGAACAAAUUUCUGGAUUUUUCCCUGUUUUACACUCCAACCAAGUACUAAAUGACGAUGUCAGCAAUCCCACCGGGAAAAACACCCAUCAGCUAUCUUCAGGAGCUGUGUACCAAGCGAGGCAUUACUCCGCAGUAUGAUCUCAUUGCUAACGAGGGGGCCGUGCAUGAGCCAACGUUUAUCAUGAGGGUCACUGUUGGCGAGAUCAUCAGCAGUGGCAAAGGUUCCAGCAAGAAGAAGGCAAAGCAUUGUGCUGCCCAGAACGCCCUCAACCAGAUCCAUGGUAUCGCCACCCCAGGGCAGAACGGUUCUGGAGAUGCCUCGGCCACAAGUGUCCCAGCUCCUGUGGAAGGCGAUGGGGUCGGUAACCCGGUUGGAGAGCUUCAAGAACUCACUCAGAAGAAACUGAUGAAACCCCCCAUCUAUGAGUUUACCAGCGAGCAGGGCCCGCCCCAUGCUAGGGAGUUUGUUUGUACUGUGAAACUGGGGAAAAUCCAGGAAAAAGGUUCUGCAAGAUCAAAGAAGUCUGCAAAGCGUAUUGCAUCGCAGAACAUGUUAAACCACAUCCGCGGUCUUGUGGAGGAAGGAGGGAAUGCAGUCAUUGAGGAAGAAGAAGAGGAGGAAAUCCCUCUGAGUGUGGAACCGCUAAAGGCCUCAUACACAGCUCUCAAGGAGGGGAGAGUUAAGGUGCCGGUUCUCACCCCAAAACAGAACAAAGAGAUUCAGAAAUUUUACCAGAAUGUGACCAAGAAGAGUACCAAGCAGCUGAAGAAUCUUCAGGGAAAGCCUCUGAAUGCACCAGCCACAAACUAUUGCCAGAUGCUGCAGGAAAUUGCCGAGGCUCAGAGAUUCGAGGUUGUGUACACUGAUAUACCCGAGCUGAGUGCUUAUGGCAUGCACCAGUGUCUGAUCCAACUGUCCACGAUGCCGGUGGCGGUUUGUCACGGGACAGGACCGACAGUUGAUGAGGCGCAUGCCAACGCGGCCCACAAUUCCCUGCAGUAUCUGAAACUGAUGACCAAGUCGUAGGGUUGACCACCAGGAUGACAUAUAGCCUCACUUUUACAAAUAGCCUCGGAUAGGAAGUGAAUUGAUCGUUUUACAAAAUAUUCCCUGACCCCCUGCAUACAUGUUCUGUUUAAUGUUUCCCCAAAUAGUUAGCUAUGUAGUAGUCAAAACAUAAUUUAAACAAUGCAUGUUCAUAUUGAAAUGCAUGAUUGUCUAACUGUACAAUUGAAAAGUUUUCAAGAUUUGUGUAAUAGUGAAUUGAUUUACCGGGUAGUAGUGUUAAAUAGUCAUUUUCAGGGAUUUUUUAAAAUAAAGCAAUGCUUUUAAAUGGAAAUCAGAGUUUUUACCCUUUUAACUGUUUAAUUGUAAGCUACAUGUAUCUUGGUGCAAAAAAUGCUUUUUCAAAUGUCUUCAAUUUUGAGGUAUAUUGCCAAAUAUGAUCAAAUUCAUGUGAAAAUUAUUAAUGUGAAAUUGCAGUGGACCUUUCCAUUCUCUGGCAUCUAAACAUUGCAUUUCAGGAUUGUUCAUUCAAUAAGAUUUUAUGAGACAAAACUACAUCAAACAACUAAGUCUGCUUUCAAAACCACAGAAUGAGGAAAUCAUUUUUUGGAUCAUCAACUAUUAGUUUUAACCAUUGCUUUUUUGUAGGAAGAAAUAUUCAUAUGAAUGUUGUUUCUGCUUGAGUUUGAGUGUUUGGUGCUAACAGUUACAGAGUAUGAACAGUAGUUUGUAUUCUUUAUGACUGAACACUGUCAAAUGACCUUGAAAACUGAAUCUCAUGUCGUGUCAAAGGUCAAGUCGAAUCCUAUACGUUUUAAUGCCUCAGUAUAGUGUGUAUUAAUUAUGUUGGGUUAUUUAUAGAAAUGUUACCAAUUUGGUAAAAUUAUUGUUUUAUUUUUUUAAAGCUCCAAAAGAACAGUUCAUGUUUAAAAUAUUUGGAAGUCAUAACAUAUACUUCGAAAUAAAAAAAGUGUUGAUUUAAUUAUUUGGUUGAGUUAUUUUAAACCAAAUAUGGUUAAGAUAAUGUGAAUAAUUGUAAAUACUAUUUCUUUUUUGAUGUUGUGACAUUGAAAAUUUCUUGCAAGAAAAAAUCGAAACAUUCAUUUAAUGGUUAUACAACUAUAUGUACGGUUUGUAUAGAAUCAGACUCAAUGUUUGAAAAUAAUUCUCAUAUAUUCUUGCAGGAAAAUUUCAUUGUUUGUUAUGGCAAUUUGUGGGUAGUUUUUGCAUUCCUUCAUUUUGUAUUGCAUGUUCAGUAAUGUUUAUAUGUGCUGUAAUGAAAUAGUUAUGAAAUAUGUCUCGUAAAAAUUGAACGUUUUGAAUU